Molecule: messenger RNA, 2040 nt
Organism: Colletotrichum siamense
Lineage: Eukaryota; Fungi; Ascomycota; Sordariomycetes; Glomerellales; Glomerellaceae
Exons: 3
Coding region: 1-2040 (679 amino acids)
Molecular function (GO): DNA binding
Source: RefSeq, a predicted model, not a curated record
AUGCCUCCAAAACCCGCAGACCAAAAGAAGAAACGCGGUCGUCCUUCCAACGCGUCCAAGGUCGACGACGCGUCGGCAGCAUCCCCAAGCGCUGCGGAUGCUGAGCCCACCACCCAGGCCGAGGGUGCCGACGAUACCCCAAAACCAGCACGACGAGGGAGACCAAGCAAAAGAAAGGAAGCAGAGCCAGAGCUCGAACCUGAACCCGAGCCAGAGCCAUCACCUACAGACGCCUCCAAGCCCAAGAAGCGGGGCAGGCCUCGGCGCGAAGAGGUCAACGAAGCUACGGCUGAGAGUCCCGAGCCUUCAGAGCCGUCUCAAGCGAAGAGAAAGAAGAGAACCGCUGUGAGGGGAGAAGAUAACGAGCCUGGGGACCAAGAGCCAGCUCCUGCAGAGAAGCCAGGCAAGGGUAAGGCCGGCCGACGAGCCGCAAAGGAGUCUCAAGAGGAAGUCGAGGUCGAACAAGCGGACGCAGGAAAUGCGGGAACGAAGAGGCGCGGACGGCCAGUCAAGGUCGCCGAAGAGCAGCAAGAGGAAGAGCCGGCGCCGGAACCAGCUACCAAGCGGAAACGUGGUCGUCCGUCACUGAAUAAGCAGGCCGUUGAAGCUGCAGAAGAGCCGGAUGCUGCAGAGGAGGAGGCAGCCCCUAAGAAGCGUGGAAGAAAGCCCAAAGAAAGGGCAGCUGAAGCUGAAGAGAACGCCCCUGAGGAGGAAGCAUCACCUGAAGCAGUCCCGAAGAAGAAGCGCGGACGUCCAGCUGCGGGUGACAAGGAACAGCCCUCGCCAGAAAGAGAAGCACCCGAGAAGGAAGCACCUGCGAAGAAGAAGCGUGGCCGUCGCUCUCUUCAAUCUCAGGAGGAUUCUCAAGAAGCCUCACAACCCGAACCAAAGGACGGCCGCAGGCGCAAAUUUAAGCAACCGACUCCGGCUGAGGAGCAGCAUACAGAGAAGCCGACUAAGAAGCGGCGUAACAAGCCCUCCCAAGAGGAACAACCUGAGGAACCCUCGCCAGACACAGCACGCCGCCGCAGAGAUCGUCCGCGCACCUCCGAUGCAUCAGUGGAUCAAGAAGACCAACCUGCAAAACCUCGCAGAUCCAAGAAGCGCCCCGCAGAACCCUCUGAAGAAGCCCCUGAGCAACCAAAGAAACGUCGCCGCCGCACAUCCGACGAGCAACAAGAACAGCAACAGCAACAACAAAAACAGAAAGACGCAGCCCCAACCCCCAAACCCCGCCGUCCGCCUGCGAAAUACCGUCACAUCACCGAACGCGUCCGCCAGAUCCCCCGCUCGACAAUCGAGGAAAAAUGGUCUCCCCUCCUCCCCCCUUCCCUAUCCCUCAUCUCCAGCAUGCUGCGACUCGCAGAACGCCCCGUCCUCCAGCGCCUUGCCUCCAACGAGAAACGCCGCGACCAGGCCUCCUCCGCCCUCCGCCUCGUUACGAACCGCCUCAACAAGAAACUCUCCCGCGGCCUCCCCUUCCCGCCGGCCUCGGCGCCGCCCCGCGCGGGCAGGAAGAGCCAGAACGACGACGCCGGCCGCGCGGAGGAGCUCGACUUUGAGCGCGUCGUCGACAGCGUGCGGUCGCUCGAGAGACAGCUCGACCCGCUGCUUCACGCCGUGCGGCUGCUCGAGACCGAGAAGGAGCGCGAGGAGCGCGCUCUCGAGGAGGACUACAAGACUCUCAGCACCCUGGAGGCCAACGCCAAGUCCGAGGCGAGGAACUUCAAGGACAACCUACGCAAGACGCACGUUCUUGUUCCAGAGCAGAACAAGGGCGCCAAAGACUGGGCCGUGGGGGAUGAAGACUUUAAGUUCGUCCCCAACGAAAACGUGGGCGAUGGUCUUUUCAGGGAUCUCGAGGACGAGGAGCUCCAAGGGUUGGCCAGUCAAGUGGGCAAUCACAUGGAGAGCAUGCGCAACAACCUCCAGCAGAUCGAGGGCGUCGUGCCGCAGAUCGGGAAGAGCAGGGCUGCGCUCCAGGACGUGCUGUUCAGGCACCUUGAUCAGCAGGCUUACGAGAACGUCUUGUUUGGUUAA